GCAGAGGCCCUAGUGAAAGGAAGUGGUCCCACCGUGAACGAACAGUCACCAUAUCGCUAAGGCAAGGGUGACAAGCAGUGAGGAUAUCCAACUAAUGCUUUCAAUUGUAUUUUUUGGACAAAAAACCCAAUAGAAAAACACACAGCAGGAUCCAGUCACAGUUCCUGCCACUUUCUAUUUGUACAGAGGUCUUUACCCGUUUAGAUGUGGGGAAGCACCAGGUGUUAAAUGACAGUAUUUUAUCAUGAAGCCCAGAUUAAGCUUGUGUUUAUCCAGAAAGCCUCAAUCACUACCUUGAACUUGUGGUAGGAAGUGGAGAAUGAAAUGAGAUAAAUUGAGCUACUGGAGGAGCCCAGCCCCUUACCUCCAACUCUUUGAAGAAUGGCAGGCUUACAGCUCGUUACCCCUGCUACUUCACCCAUGGGGCCUUUCUUUGGUCUGCCAUGGCAGCAGGAGGCCAUACAUGAUAACAUCUACACACCUAGGAAAUAUCAGGUAGAACUUCUGGAAGCAGCUCUUGAACAUAAUACUAUUGUCUGCUUGAAUUCUGGCUCAGGGAAGACCUUUAUUGCAGUACUUCUAACAAAAGAGCUCUCCCACCAAAUCCGUGGAAGUUAUCUAGGAAAUGCUAAGAGGACUGUUUUUCUGGUGAACACAGCUUCAACUGCAGUUCAGCAAGCGUCUGCUAUUAGGACUCACUCUGACCUCCAGGUGGGAGAGUACUCUGAUUUAGGGGAAACAUCAGCAUGGACUGACCAACAAUGGAUUCAAGAAAUUACUGAGAAUCAGGUGCUGGUUAUGACUUGCCACAUAUUUCUGCAUGUUCUGAGGAAUAAAAUCCUAUUAUUGUCUAAAAUCAACUUGGUGGUUUUUGAUGACUGUCACCUGGCCAUCACAAACCAUCCCUACUGUGAGAUCAUGAAGCUGUUUGAAGGCUGCUUGUGCACUCCUCGUGUCCUGGGGCUCACCGCUUCUAUUUUAAAUGGAAAAUGUGACCCCUCAGAGUUGGAGCGGAAGAUUUUGAAUCUGGAGAGGAUCCUGAAGAGCAAUGCUGAAACUGCCACAGACCUUGUGGUCCUGGACAGAUAUGCCUCUCAGCCAAGAGAGGUAGUGCUGGACUGUGGACCCUACGUGGAUAAGAGUGGUCUUUCCUCCCAACUGCAGCUGGAGCUGGAUGAAGCUCUCCACUUUCUAAAUGACUGCAACAUACCCGUCACCAGAGAGGACCGAGAUCCUGCAUUCAUCUCCAAACAGAUCCUGAGUGACUGCCGGGCUGUGCUUCUGGUGCUGGGGCCCUGGUGUGCAGACAAGGCAGCGGGUAUCAUGGUGCGGGAGCUUCAGAAGUAUAUUAAACAUGAGCAGGAAGAGCUCAACCGUAAAUUCCUGCUCUUCACCGACACCACUCUGCGCAAAGUGCACGCCCUCUGUGAGGAGCACUUCUCCCCUGCCGCACUGGACCUCAAGUUUGUCACCCCGAAGGUUCUCCGGCUGAUCGAGAUCCUGCACGAAUACAAGCCAUUUGAGCGGCAGCAGUUUGAAAGCGUAGAGUGGUACAACAACCGUAACCAGGACAACUAUGUGUCCUGGAGUGACUCGGAGGAUGAAGAUGAAGAUGAGGAGGUGGAGUCCAAAGAGAGGCCUGAAGCCAACUUUCCCUCACCUUUCACCAACAUCCUGUGUGGCAUCAUCUUUGUGGAGAGGCGUUACACAGCUGUUGUCCUCAAUCGUCUUAUUAAAGAGGCAGGAAAGCAGGACCCAGAACUGGCUUACAUCAGCAGCAAUUUCAUCACCGGCCACAGCAUCAGCAAAAACCAGCCACGGAACAAACAGAUGGAAGUGGAAUUUAGGAAACAAGAAGAGGUUCUUCGCAAAUUUCGGGCUCAUGAAACCAACCUCCUUAUUGCCACAAGCAUUGUGGAGGAAGGUGUGGAUAUUCCAAAGUGUAACUUGGUAGUGCGUUUUGACCUGCCCACAGAGUACAGGUCCUAUGUCCAAUCCAAAGGCAGAGCUCGGGCACCGGUCUCCAACUACAUCAUGCUGGCUGACACCGAGAGGACCCAAGCCUUUAAGGAAGAUCUCACCACAUACAAGGCCAUAGAGAAGAUCCUGAGGAACAAAUGUUCCAAGUCAGUGGAGGUGAGUGAGUUUGAAGUGGAGCAGGUGCUGGAUGAUGACAACAUUCUUCCACCCUAUGUACUUCGAUCUGAGGAUGGCGGUCCUCGAGUCACCAUUAACACAGCCAUUGGACACAUUAACAGGUAUUGUGCUCGGCUGCCCAGUGACCCAUUUACCCACUUGGCACCCAAAUGUAAAACUAAGGAGAUUAAGUCUGGAUGCUUCCAGUCUACACUCUACUUGCCCAUCAACUCCCCUCUGCGAGUUCCUGUUAAGGGUCCGACAAUGACCUGCGCCAGACUGGCAGAGAAAGCUGUUGCACUACUUUGCUGCGAGAAACUCCACAAAUCAGGUGAGCUGGAUGAUCACCUGAUGCCAGUGGGGAAAGAGACCGUCAAGUAUGAGGAGGAACUGGACCUUCAUGAUGAGGAGGAGACCAGCGUUCCAGGACGCCCUGGUUCUACCAAGAGGAGGCAGUGUUAUCCAAAAGCUAUACCUGAGUGUCUGAGGGACAGUUAUGCCAUAUUAGGGCAUACAUACUAUCUGUAUGUAAUUGGCAUGGUCCUCACCACACCACUCCCAGAUGAACUGAAUUUCCGCAGGAGGAAGCUCUACCCACCGGAGGACACCACCAGGUGCUUCGGUAUCCUGACUGCCAAACCCAUACCUCGAAUCCCCUAUUUCCCCGUGUACACUCGCUCAGGUGAGGUGACGAUCUCCAUUGAGCUUCAAAAGUCUGGGUUCACCCUCACCACCACCCAGCUGGACCUCAUCACCCGCCUGCACCAGUACAUCUUUUCCCACAUCCUCCGCCUGGAGAAACCUGCACUGGAGUUCAAGCCCACGCUGGCUGACUCGGCUUACUGUGUUCUACCUCUGAAUGUUGUUGGGGACUCCGACACUCUUGAUAUGGAUUUUAAGUUCAUGGAGGAUAUAGAGAAGUCUGAGGCCCGCACUGGCAUUCCUACCACUCAGUACACCAAGCAGAACCCCUUCACCUUCAAAUUGGAGGACUAUCAGGAUGCCGUCAUCAUUCCAAGGUACCGUAACUUCGACCAGCCUCAUCGCUUCUAUGUGGCCGAUGUGUACACAGACCUUACGCCUCUCAGCAAGUUUCCUUCACCCGAAUAUGAGACCUUUGCUGAAUAUUACAAAACCAAGUACAACCUGGACCUGUCCAACCUGAACCAGCCACUACUGGAUGUAGAUCACACCUCCUCCAGACUGAACCUGUUGACCCCUCGCCACCUGAACCAGAAGGGCAAAGCCCUACCGCUGAGCAGUGCAGAGAAGAGGAAGGCCAAGUGGGAGAGUCUGCAGAACAAACAGAUCCUGGUUCCAGAGCUGUGUGCCAUCCACCCCAUCCCUGCCUCCCUGUGGAGGAAGGCAGUGUGUCUGCCCAGCAUCCUCUACCGCCUCCACUGCCUCCUGACUGCUGAGGAGCUGAGAGCCCAGACAGCCAGUGAAGCUGGAGUGGGAGCUCAAACCCUCCCUCCUGAAUUCAGGUAUCCAAACCUGGACUUCGGCUGGAAGAGAUCAAUUGACAGCAAGACAUUCAUCUCCUGUCCUGAGUCCUGUAAUGAGGAUAGUGAGGAUAAUGAGGGUCACUGCACGCACCAGACUACAACCCCUGACACCAGUAACCUAACACAACUCGGCAGUCACCACUCUUCUGUACCUGAGCAUGGACCUGGUGAUGCCACCUGCACCAGAAAACUCACUAAUGGCACUGCCCCCGUCGCAGACUGUGAAGAAGGCAGCCAUAAAGACGAGCACCUUCACCAACACGAUAAUUGCCAACGCUCCCAGCCCAAGUUACCUGCGCUGCCGAGCCCCCAAUCAAUGCAAACCACUACCUCAAUUCCUGUGCAGCCCUCAGACAGCUUGAAUAAGCCCAGCUCCAGUCCUCCACCGCCUAGUGACACAUGCACACCAGAGAGGACCUCAAUCCACACAAAUAAAGCUACCUCAGUCUGCGGCAAGGCAGCCACAGGUUCCCACGCUCCCACAGCACCUUCUCCUGACCCUGCCCCCCAGCACAGAGCCCAGACAGGGGACUCCUCCAAAAGUCUGGGACCCAACCCAGGCCUCAUCUUGCAGGCCUUGACCCUAUCAAAUGCAAGUGACGGCUUCAAUCUGGAACGGUUGGAGAUGCUUGGCGAUUCCUUUCUUAAGCACGCCAUCACCACAUACCUGUUCUGUACCUACCCUGACGCUCAUGAGGGACGACUCAGCUAUAUGCGCAGCAAGAAGGUGAGCAACUGUAACCUGUAUCGUCUGGGGAAGAAGAAAGGCCUCCCAAGCAGGAUGGUGGUGUCCAUCUUUGAUCCCCCUGUUAACUGGCUGCCUCCUGGUUAUGUGGUCAACCAGGACAAAAGCUCUGACAUACCGGAUUCAUCGGACAAAGAAGAGCUUUUGGCCAAUGGGCAGUCGGACAACGUCUAUGACGAGGAUGAAGAGGAGGCAGAGGAGGUAGACGAGGACAGUGAUGUGAUGCUCAAGGAUGAGCCAAAAGAUGAAGUCAACAUGGAAGACGAUCUGGAAUACUACAAGGAGCACAUUAAAUUCAUCGAUAACAUGUUGUUGGGAUCUGGCGCCUUUGCUAAGAAGAUCUCUUUGAAUGCUUUCCCUCCCUCUCCCACUCCGGCCUCGUGUUCCUCACCCUCCAUGGAGUCUCCAUACGAGUGGAAGGCCCCCAAGAAGCCCCUCCAUCCCACCUCAGCCCACUUCCCCUCAGAGCCAGCAUCCAGUGGGCCAUCAGUGGAGGAGUUUGACUACAGCUCGUGGGAUGCCAUGUGCUACCUGGACCCCAGCAAGGCUGGAGAGGAGGAUGACUUUGUGGUGGGGUUCUGGAAUCCAUCAGAGGAGAACUGUGGAGUUGAGCUCGGCAAGCAGUCGAUCUCCUAUGACCUGCACACAGAGCAGUGCAUUGCAGACAAAAGCAUUGCUGACUGUGUGGAGGCUUUGCUUGGUUGCUACCUGACCAGCUGUGGAGAGAGAGCAGCCCAAAUGUUCCUUUGCUCAUUGGGCCUCAAGGUGUUACCAUUGGAGAAAGGGGCCCUAAUCAGAGCUCUGGUACAGAACUGUCUGACCAUAGCCACUGAUCUUUGCUAUGGCUGGUUAAAGAUUCCACCCCGUUGCAUGCUGGCCCAUCCAGACGCAGAGCGGACUCACAACCACCUAAUUUCUGGCUUCGAGAACUUUGAAAGAAAGAUCAACUACACCUUUCAGAACAAGGCUUACCUUCUGCAAGCCUUCACCCAUGCUUCCUACCAUUACAACACAAUCACAGAUUGUUACCAGCGGCUGGAGUUCCUUGGUGAUGCAAUUCUUGACUACCUCAUAACAAAGCACCUUUAUGAAGACCCACGGCAGCACUCUCCUGGUGUACUGACCGAUCUGCGCUCCGCACUCGUCAACAACACCAUCUUUGCCUCUCUGGCUGUCAAAUAUGACUACCACAAGUACUUCAAGGCCAUCUCACCUGAGCUUUUCCGUGUCAUUGAUGACUUUGUGCAGUUUCAGCUGGAGAAGGAUGAGAUGCAAGGCAUGGACUCUGAGCUGCGGCGCUCUGAGGAAGAUGAGGAGAAGGAGGAGGACAUAGAGGUUCCUAAGGCCAUGGGUGAUAUCUUUGAGUCGCUGGCUGGAGCAGUUUACAUGGACAGCAAGAUGUCACUGGAGACAGUGUGGCAAGUGUACUAUCCAAUGAUGAGGCCACUUAUAGAGAAAUUCUCUGCCAACGUGCCACGCUCUCCUGUGAGAGAGCUGCUCGAGAUGGAACCAGAAACUGCCAAGUUCAGCCCUGCAGAGAGAACCUAUGAUGGGAAGGUGCGGGUAACGGUGGAGGUCGUUGGUAAGGGCAAGUUUAAAGGAGUUGGUCGCAGCUACCGGAUCGCCAAGUCUGCAGCGGCACGCCGAGCUCUGCGCAGCCUCAAAGCCAAUCAACCUCAGGUCCAAAACAACUGAGCUCCUCCUCCAAGCUCUCAGCAUUAGCACCGAAGCUAUUGAUGCUUUAGAAGAAAAAGAAAUGUUGUAGGCUUCCUUACAAGAUGUCAAUGCUAGCUCCUGUAUCUCCGGCCUGCUAUGGCACAACCCAAGACAACUAGGAUUAUGGUUUGAAGAUGCAACGAAAGAAGCAACUGAUCUCACAGUGAAUUUCACAUUGGAUCUUUUUACUCCCCCCACCUCACCUUUCUUCUUUUUCUUUUGCGCAAACACAAUCUUUCCUUUCCCUAUGUGUUUUGUUUAAUCACAUGAGUGCUUUAUUAACAUUUAGCUAAGUGUUUUUUUUUGUUUUGGUUUUUU
Molecule: messenger RNA, 6420 nt
Organism: Solea solea (common sole)
Lineage: Eukaryota; Metazoa; Chordata; Actinopteri; Pleuronectiformes; Soleidae
Gene: dicer1
Product: dicer 1, ribonuclease type III
Exons: 30
Coding region: 382-6081 (1899 amino acids)
Biological process (GO): pre-miRNA processing; apoptotic DNA fragmentation; siRNA processing
Cellular component (GO): nucleus; RISC complex; cytoplasm
Molecular function (GO): protein binding; RNA binding; deoxyribonuclease I activity
Source: RefSeq, a predicted model, not a curated record